AUGGAAUCUUUAAUAAACAAGCUCAACAAGUGGCAUGAGUUGAAGAAGAGGCAUUCCUACAUGCUGGACCAAAAAAGAGAAAAGGAGGUGGAGGCGGUUAUUGAGAAGGUAAAGAGAACUCGGGACAUUGAAAUGCUUUUGGGAAUACUAGCCACCGAUUCAGAUAAAUGCAAGGACCUUGAAGGGUUUCUGAGUACCGAGUUCAAAAGAAGUAUAGGAUUCAACAGUAAGGAAAGAAUAAACACAAUCAUCAAAUGCAUGUGCAUUUUGGAUUUUGAAUGCGAGAGAUAUAGAUUGAUGAUGAUAGACCAUCUUGAAAACAUUUACUCAAAGAUAGGCAAGGCUUCUGUUACGGAAAGGAUAGAAAGCCUCGCAAGGCUUAAAGAAUAUGACGAGACAAACGGACUUCGGAUUCAUGAGUACAUUGAAAGUAGAAUCAAUGAAGAGAUUGAUAGAUAUGUUGAAAGAAUACCUGUUGAGAAUCCAAAAGAAUUAGAUGGAUGGCUAAAUGAGAUGGUUGGGGUGUGUAGAUACAGGCCAAGGGUUUUGGAAAUGUAUAAAGGCCUUGAAAUCAAGUAUUUUUCCAUGUGUCUUGGGAUUGUUAUGAUGAAUGACAAAACCAGCGCUUUGGAAGAUACAGUGUAUCUGGUCAAUAAGAUUCGUCGUAGAAGCGCUGCAGUUGGGGUGUCCAUAGAUAAUGAAGUUAUGGGAAAGCUAAACGAGUAUGAAAUGUUAUGGGAAGGGGAUAUCAAGGCGUUAUUUCUAAAGUGA
This is a messenger RNA of Encephalitozoon romaleae SJ-2008, 771 nucleotides long. RefSeq lists its product as hypothetical. Bases 1 to 771 code for a protein of 256 amino acids. The transcript has a single exon. The record is from RefSeq and is a predicted model, not a curated record. Lineage: Eukaryota; Fungi; Microsporidia; Unikaryonidae.